AUGUAUUCCGACGAAUUUACUGUCAAAGAAAAUCUAUCACUUUCACCAUUAUUAGAAGUACUUGCCGAUGUAUUUCAUCGAUAUUCAAAGCAUGAUCCAUCGCUUGAACAACCUCUACGUUCAAUUUUACCAAUUAAUGAUCAGCAGAAUGCACUUUUAAAUUUACCGUGUAUUGAUACUCAACGUGGUUAUAUGUGUGUGAAAACAAUCACAAGUUUUCCAGGAAUUUUACCUGCUAUUGAUGGCGUUGUAUCAUUAUUUAAUUCAAAUAAUGGUCGUUUACUUCUGAUUGCUGAUGCAAAAGAAAUAACUGCACGACGUACAGCUGCUGUAUCAUUUCUUGCUACUAAAUUGUUAGCAUCGAAUAAAUUGAAAAAUGAAAAUGCUGUAUUAACUAUUCUUGGUUGUGGUGUUCAAGGACGAGUUCAUCUUGAUGUUUUUACUGAAUUGUUCAAAUGGAAUAAGAUUUAUUUAUGGAGUCGAAAUAUGACACAUGCUAUUAAUUUACAAUCGGAUUAUUCAUCAAAAUUAAAUAAUAUUGAACUAUUAGAAAAUUUAAAUGAUAAUCGUAUUCUACAAUCCGAUGUUAUUUGUACAUGUACAGCUAGUAAAGAAGCAUUGCUAAGUCUUCAUCAAGUAAAAAAAGGCGUACAUAUAAAUGCUGUUGGUUCAUUUCGUGCAACGAUGCGUGAACUAGCAGAUGAUCUAAUGCUAUCAUCAGAUACAACUGUGAUUGUUGAUAGUAAAGAAAGUGCAAUGAAAGAAGCAGGCGAAAUAAUUCAAUCGAAAGCUGAAAUUGUAGCUGAAUUGGGAGAAUUGAUUGAAAAUAAUGAAUUUUGUGAUGGCAUAUCUAAGGAUAAAAUAACAAUUUUUAAAUCUGUUGGCAUGGCUAUUGAAGAUCUUGCAGCAGCAAUUGUUCUCUAUGAAUAUUUACAGGAAUGCAGAGAAAAAUAA
Messenger RNA from Rotaria socialis, 954 nucleotides. The record is from the annotation of a GenBank genome assembly. Lineage: Eukaryota; Metazoa; Rotifera; Eurotatoria; Philodinida; Philodinidae.